AUGAAGCAGGCUAAUAUUAUUCUUAGUUAGCGGACGAUUUGCAGCUCAAGUAAGGGUCUUUAGUCUGCAGAGAGUUGCUAGGGUCUAUAGAUGCAUAUGAGCAGGAUGUCCCCCCCCUUUAUUACUUGAGGCACGUCCCGCCCUUCUCUUCAUGAUCGUUACAUACUAUUAGCACAUUUGUACAUCAAGUAUCCUUUGUAUAGUACUCUAUUCGCUAUACAUUUUCUUUCAUUUGCCGAGAUGGAACAACCGUCUUCGAAGUAUUCCAACCAGCGAGCCCCUGGGAAGGAACACAUCCCCCUCUACCCCAAAGGCUUCGUUGCUAUCCGGAUAAUCCAACUAAUCCUUAGCAUCGUCUGUUUGGGGUUGUGCGCUUUUGGAAUUGCUUACUUAGUUUUUGCGGGGGAUGCCUUGAUGUUAUUCACUGCGGUCGCGACUAUCAUUACUAGCAUAUAUUGCCUGGUUGCGAAUUUUGGUCCUCCGAAGGCCUUCAAUUACUGGGCCAUACUCGGCUUAGAUAUCUUUCUCGUCAUUUUUUGGUUGAUCUCAUUUGCCCUCCUCGCUGCUCAGGUUGCUUCUGCGUUCGCAUACUACCACGAAUACAGCGACUACUAUGAUGAAUACUACGACUUAAGCAGCUACAACACGGCGGUAAAUAUCUACGGCGGAUCUCUCGCUGCGGCUGCGGGCUUAGGUGGUAUCCAGUUCCUUCUAUACGUUAUCUCGCUAUCCAUCCACGGCGUCAUGCUUCAUCGUCACCGAAAGGCUGGACUAAAGGCCAUGCCUUUAGUCGUGGCGUCCGGGGGUGCCCCGGCUGCGGCUGUAUCGCCUAGCGAUGGCGAGAAGUUCCAGAUGCAACCUCAGGCCGCACAGGUCUAUCCUCAGCAUACUAUACCCGUGGCUGGGGCUCCUGAUCCCCAGCAGGGUUAUUACCCGCAGAGCUCGCCCUCUCCUCUCUCAUCUCAACCCACUGGAAACUCUUACGUCCAUCCCCAGCAGAUCGUGAACCCCAGCCAGCCCAUCUAUGAAGUUCCAGCUCAACCUCAGCAAUAUCACCCUUCAUAAAAACGAGAGAAAACAAUUGAUAAAGAAGUAAAGGGUGGCGUCCGUCUUCUA
Molecule: messenger RNA, 1116 nt
Organism: Annulohypoxylon maeteangense
Lineage: Eukaryota; Fungi; Ascomycota; Sordariomycetes; Xylariales; Hypoxylaceae
Exons: 3
Coding region: 241-1065 (274 amino acids)
Cellular component (GO): membrane
Source: RefSeq, a predicted model, not a curated record